Esox lucius (northern pike) is the source of this 2980-nucleotide messenger RNA. RefSeq names its product alpha-N-acetylgalactosaminide alpha-2,6-sialyltransferase 1. Gene Ontology annotation, molecular function: sialyltransferase activity. The coding region runs from base 439 to 1815 and encodes 458 amino acids. NCBI's taxonomy places the organism in Eukaryota, Metazoa, Chordata, Actinopteri, Esociformes, Esocidae. The record is from RefSeq and is a predicted model, not a curated record. The transcript is spliced from 9 exons.
GCUACGUUAUCCUAGCUUAACAGUGAGACAUAUAGUCACCAAGUAAGAUUCCGAAGCCACAGUUCAUUGUGGAAGUCACUCCAGCAGUGCGCCGACCUGGGAAAUUGGAUGGUGAUUUCGGAGAAUGGAUAGGAAAUUAGAAAAACUAUGUUGUGAAACAUAAUUCAAUGUUUGUAUUACAAUAGAUCACCCGGUAAAAAUUACACAAGACUUGUGUCAUUCAGGAGCUAUCAGCGAAGAUUUCACCGGACAGAGGAAUUUCUAUGGAAUUUGUGAAUGAAAGCCUCUUACUUUCAAUGUAUUACAGAAUAUUUAGCCUGGCCGCUUAACGCGCAAGCAUGGUUUUGUUAACAAAGCAUGGUCUUUAAAUUGCUCCGGUAAAACCAGGAAGGCAGAACGUUCUACCAUCGACCACGACCAAAGAUUGGGAAAAAAUUAAUGAACAUGACAAGACUAGUUUCCCCCUACACGCUUUUGAUUGCCGUGUGCUUACUCCUCUACGUGCUUCUCUAUGAAUAUAUCUCUGAACCGUCAAUCUGGUUCAUAUCUAAAGAGAGGACUUGGUCCAUGUGGUUGGAACCCUUCGACUCUCCCUCUAAUGUGGAUUUAAAUACUAACACAACCAAGACAACUGCAGGUGAAAACUACACAGCAAUCACUUCCAAAGAUAAAAGUAAGUCUAUGACGCCACAACAAAUAACUUUAAAAAUAACUGGAAAACAGAACAAUAGAACAUCUGAUCAACCAAGAUUUAGGACUUACCCAACGGAUCAACCAAGUGUAGAACAAAGGGAGACCCUCAUGUUCCCUCUGAAGAAAGACAACCUCAAUCAAUAUCCCAACUGGGAUUUUGAAGAUGUUUACAUACGGGACAAGCUACCAAGAAACACGAUUUGUCCCCAGUCUCUGGUUCACUCAGAGGAUCAAAGCUUCAAGAAGGCCUUUAUACCAGACAUCCAGUUAUACCUCCACAGAAAACUACUCAACGUGAAAGAGUGGAACAGGCUAGCCCACUUUAAUAACCCAUUUGGCUUCAUGGGAUACACAAAUUACACAGAGAUAAAAGAAGUAGUGGACCUAAUACCUGAGCCAAAAGAGCCCCUCCUGUCUCUUGGAAAACGAGGAUGUAUAAGAUGUGCAGUGGUGGCCACUGGAGGAAUACUCAAUGGCUCUAGGAUGGGGAAGGAGAUAGAUUCUCAUGACUAUGUGUUCCGGAUGAAUGGUGCUGUAACCAAGGGUUACGAGGAGGAUGUAGGCAACAGAACGUCUGUAUACGUUCACAGUGCCCAUGCCAUCGUCCAGUCUCCUCUUAUAUUCCAGAAAUGUGGAUACAAAGAAGCACCCCAUGAUGAGGGUAUAAAGUAUGUGCUGAUUCCAGAAGGGAAUAGGGAUUUCCGGUGGCUACAGGGUCUAUUUGGGAAGAAGCCUGUUGUUAAAGGAGAAUACAAAAAUAAACUGCCAUGGUUAUACUACUCAGGACAGUUUGACAAGAAGCGCUUCUAUGUUCUUCACCCGGAUUUCCUCAGAUAUAUUCGCAACAGAUUCUUGAGAUCCAAGGCUCUAAAGGCUUCACUGUGGUCUAUAUUCAGGCCAACUAAUGGAGCAUUUACACUUUUCUUGGCUCUGCAUACCUGUGACGAGGUGGAUGCAUAUGGAUUCAUCACUGAGAACCACCAUAAAUAUCCCAACUACUAUUUUGAUAAGCAAUCUGAUACAAAGGUCAUCUUCUAUGCAAAUCAUGACUACAGCCUAGAGAUCAAGACCUGGAAGAAACUAAAUGAUACUAAGAUCAUCAGGCUGUACCAGAGGAUAUGAGACAUGCAAGCCAGCGCAGCUGUAAAACCUGCAACCUAGGAAGGAUGUUACGUCAUAGAAGUCACUUCCAUAGAGACGAUAAACAAAAUAGAGGAUCUCAACGAUCACUGAUCAAUAAAGGCGAUUAGUAGUUUUCGUUCCGCUUAUGCAAGAUAGCUCUUUGUUUUCAUCCAAAACGUUUUAUAACAUAUUUGAACGUAAUCAAGAGGCCGAGGAAGGUUAUUCUGUCCAGGAACACUUUCUACCAGGCACGCGUAAUGACCAACCAGCUGAGACAGCUCAGACAGGUGACGCAUCCAGAUUAUGAGUACAUCGCUAUUUCUGAUAAAUGGCACCCUAUUAUGUCGUUUGUAUUAUAAAAAUGAUAUGAAAAUGUUUUUUUGUCAACAUAGUAUGAGGAUGUUCAUGGGUUUUUGGGAAAAAGUUGUAAUAUUUCUGAUUUUAUAAAGUCAAAACUAUCUAAUGGUCUCGUGCUGCCAUCUGGUGGCCGUUUGGCGUCAUCACAGGGAAAAAAAUCAAAAAAAGUUUUUAUUUCUAAGUUAUUUUAUAAGGUUUUAUUUCUAGGUACAAGAACCAACUUUUUUGGGGUGCCUAUAUUUUUGACCUUCUAUUAUUUGUUUUAUUCAUUAGUUUCAACUCAAUGCAAUGUAAUAUGACAGUAAAGGCAAAAUGUCAUAAGGGUUUCAAUAAAAUUUUAUCAUCCUGAAUGGCAGAAAUGUUUUCCUGAAAAAUAUGUCUUUUGCCUUUCCAACAGAUUAGUUUUCUAAAUGGUGAUUCAAAAUCUGUUUUUAUGUGUUAUUAUUGUAGCUGAGGGUGUGGUGAAUACCAGGAUAUGCAAUACUCCAUGGUAUCUGUUGCAGAAAUGAAUCUAGGACCCAAAAUGUCCAAGUAGUGACAUCCGGCCUGGAAUGCCCAUAGGCUACCAAGGGUUAACAGACAUUUUACUGGUUUUGUGAAAUCGUGCUCCCCUCAACAUGCGAGGAGUGAUCACAAACAGUUAAUAUCAAGGAAAUAAAACGAAUAAAACUUCUAAAAACAGCUUUAAUUUAGACAAAUCUAUUCAGACAAAUUCGAUAGGUACGCGGCUGGACUUUUUAAAUGCAAUUGGUCAACUGAGGAUAAAGAAACGUAUGUGAAUCAAGCAAUAGGCUAAUUAAGAAAAAGG